Etheostoma spectabile (orangethroat darter) is the source of this 1669-nucleotide messenger RNA. It is a transcript of the gene eef1a1l3, whose product is annotated as eukaryotic translation elongation factor 1 alpha 1, like 3. NCBI's taxonomy places the organism in Eukaryota, Metazoa, Chordata, Actinopteri, Perciformes, Percidae. The record is from RefSeq and is a predicted model, not a curated record. Gene Ontology annotation, molecular function: GTP binding; GTPase activity; translation elongation factor activity. Gene Ontology annotation, biological process: translational elongation. The transcript has 7 exons. The coding region runs from base 112 to 1485 and encodes 457 amino acids.
AAAGUCACUACUUAGUAACCUAGCUAGCCUACUAGAAGAAUUUGGAAGCGUAAACGUGGUUGUGUCAGAAGACUACAGUUAAUUUGUUAAGUUAGCAAACCCACCUUCAAUAUGGUAAAAGAGAAGACUCAUGUUAACUUGGUGGUUAUCGGCCAUGUUGACAGCGGUAAAUCAACCACCACUGGCCACCUCGUCUACAAAUGUGGCGGCAUCGAACAGAGAAAACUCGAGAAGUUUGAGAAAGCUGCAGCACAGAUGGGCAAGAGUUCAUUCAAAUUCGCCUGGGUGUUGGACAAGCUGAAAGCUGAGCGGGAGCGAGGAAUCACCAUUGAUAUCUCUCUGCUGAAAUUUAGCACUCAAAAAUACACCUUGACUAUAAUUGAUGCUCCUGGCCACCGUGACUUCAUUAAAAACAUGAUAACCGGGACCUCGCAGGCCGAUGUUGCCCUCCUCGUGGUCUCGGCAGCGAAAGGAGAGUAUGAGGCCGGGGUGUCGAGAAGUGGUCAGACCAGGGAGCACGCCUUACUGGCUUACACCCUGGGUGUCAAGCAGAUAAUAGUCUGUGUGAACAAGAUGGAUAUGACUGAACCCCCUUUCAGCCAAAAACGCUUUGACGAAGUGGUGCGAGGUGUGAGUGGUUUCCUCAAGAAGAUUGGCUACGACCCCACAACUGUGCCUUUUGUUCCGAUUUCCGGCUGGACUGGGGAGAACAUGAUCACUGCAACUCAGAAGAUGCCCUGGUUCCAAGGCUGGAAAUCCAGACAAAGGGAAGGGAAUGCGAGUGGGAAAACUCUACUAGAAGUCCUGGACUCUAUUCACCCACCAGUGCGCACCAUCAACAAGCCUCUUCGAUUGCCUCUGCAGGAUGUCUACAAAAUUGGAGGAGUUGGUACUGUGCCAGUGGGUAAGAUUGAAACUGGCAUCCUCAAACCUGGCAUGACCCUGAUGUUUUCCCCUACCAAGCUCACUGCUGAGGUGAAGUCCAUUGAGAUGCACCACCAGGGGCUGCAGACUGCUCUGCCAGGACACAAUGUUGGCUUCAACAUUAAGAACGUGGCUGUCAAGAACCUGCGCCGUGGGGAUGUGGCUGGCAACGCCCAGCAGGAUCCUCCAUCAGAUGUCAGCAGCUUUGAAGCUCAGGUUAUCGUCCUGAACCAUCCAGGGAAGGUGAAAGCUGGCUACUCUCCUGUCCUGGACUGCCACACCGCCCAUGUAAGCUGUCGCUUUGCUGAGCUAAAGGAGAAGCUCGACCGGCGCACUGGCAAUAAACUGGAGGACCAGCCGCAGGUCCUGAUGUCUGGAGAUGCUGCCACAGUCAAAAUGGUUCCCAUCAAGCCCAUGUGUGUGGAGAGCUUCUUCAAUUACCCUCCCUUAGGUCGCUUUGCAGCUAGAGACCUGAAGCAGACAGUUGCUGUAGGUGUCAUCAAGUCGGUGGUGAAGGACCAUGGGUCAAAACCUCUCCACAAAGCCCAAGUGUGUAAAUAAAGUUUACCAGUAAAAUCUGGUAUGGCUGCUUGAAAUGCAUUUUUGGGUAGUGACAAGUAUUUAUGUUAAAGUGAUUCCUGUGUUAAUGUUAAAACCAAAAGCUGUAAAAUUGGAUGGUAAACUUUGGUUAAAAUGUAAAUCUUUUUUUCAGAGAACAAAAUAAAGAAUUAUUUGAAGCUUUGAA